GGACGCUUCUGCGGCCGCGAGUCCGAGUGCACAUAGUUGUUGAGAGCGAAAAAGGAUUUUGAUGUCGACGUCAAACUUUCAUUCAUACAAUACACUUUUGUGCUUCAUUUGCUUUCUUGGUCUGGCCGUUUGUGUCAGGUUGAUUGUUCUGUCAGUUGUCUGAUUUCUUUUCCGUUUUGUCCAGAUGCACUGUAAGGUUUGCAUAAGUGAGCGUGGGGCAGAUGGCUAGGAGAAACGCGAGGGCGGCUUUCGCCGCUCACCAAGCACAGAGCCGCAGCGUCGUGCGGCGUUGUGUCCUUUCGUCAACAUUUGUCGUGGGGCCGCUCGUCACCGCCUCAUCCCUUGAUGGCACCACGUUGAAGAAGCAACAAGAUACAAUACUCGUUGAUUCGGAAACAUCGACUCGACUCGCAACAGAACCUGCGACCCCGAGUGCUAUUGCAGACGCCGACGAUGCAGGAUAUGUUUCGAUCGCACAGGAAAAUGCAGUCGGAGGGGCGAAGAAUCUAGAACUCAUCCAAGCCUCCUCGUCACUCAACAAAGCGUCUGCGUCUGCUGUGGCGUCUUCUGCAUCUGCCGCGUCGUCGAGUACUAAAGCAGGGGCUUCUGCAUUGACAUCGUCGAAAUCUGCGGCCGAGAUGUCCUCUGAGGCAACUAGUAAGGAGGGACAGGUGCCACCUGGGGCCAUGCCAGGCAUGAACUCCAACAACGUGGGCGCAUACACGGGUGGAAUGGGCGGAGUCAAUCCGAAUAUGGCAGCGGCAGCAGCUGCCGUCGCAUCAGGCGGCGUUCCACCUGCGUGGGCGCAGGGAAUGGGUAUGCCAGCGCAGCAGCUCGCAGCGGCCCAACAGUUUGCGCCCAUGGGCAACAUGGGAGGUUCUUAUUCACCCGCCGGCAUCUUCCAGCCGCCUCCGUCGAUGGUUCCCCCAGGGACAGGCGCAGCAGCAGCGGGCAACCAAGCACUAGUGCCGCAGCCAAGAGGUCUGCCGCCACUUCCUAGCGGAAAAGUCCGACCAAAACUUGGCGCUGAUGAUGAGACUAUGGUAAGCUCGAUGGAGUAGUUGCGUAAUACUGCUUGACGUGCCUGUAGUUGUACCUGCAGCUGUCUGAAGAGUUACCUACUCGUACUCUUAGCCGCUAUCCUGAAUGUUGUAUUUGCAUACUUUCACCAGGUCGCCACUCUAGCCCGCCCCGACAUGGAUCCGAGCGGAGGGAUGAUGUACUUAGCAGCUGUGAACGGAGCGGGACCUUUUUCGAACCCGGAAAAAGUGCAGAAGGCCGCAUUGAAGAACGAGGAGAUGCUAAAAAAAUGGAAAGAGGGCGAUUCUGGCGUUAGCGAUGCAUGGGAGUCGGUACUCAUUUGCUGUCCAAUGAUGUUUGUUUUUAGGAAAUUUCAGUGUGAUUAUAUAUUGAGCAUGAACAAGUAGACAAAAAUGAUAAGGAAAGACGAGAAACCGAAUUCCAAGUUCCUGCUUUGUUCUUGUUUAUCAUGAUCAUUACAUCAGCAAACGCUUCUCACACCAGGCGGGGUCAACUGCAAUUUCGGAGGUUACAAAGACACUGAAGAAGAUCGAGAAGGCGAGGUCAGGCGCUGACACUGCUCUCUUGCGAUUGAAAAAAGCUGUCAGCGGUAUGAUGGAUUGCGACAUUCCUGGUGAUGCCGACGACAAAGCCAAUGCAACAGCAAAUGCAGCUGCUGCACCUUCACUGGGUCAGUCAACUCCUGUGAUCUACAGUCCAGCCAAUCAAGCGAGUGUAAACGGUCUAAAUAGCGCAACGUCAGCUCUGAACUCACUCCUUGGUGGGGGAGGGGGCGGCGGCGGAGGAAGCGGAAUGGGUAUGGGCGGCGGUGGCAUGGGUUCUGGCGGCGGUGGUAGUAGCAUGGGUUCCGGAGGAGGUAUGAGUUUGUUAUAAAUUUGGAAAAGUAUGUUUUUUACUGCUGAUGAAAGUGGAUGAUGUCGCUUGACGCCUGUUUAUGCACUCAACAGUUCCUCUUGUUGCUAUUUGCUCUCGCUCUACUCGUGACGAGACGUUGAUGACUGUUUUCUCCUAUCAUUGUUGCGUAACGCGUGUUGUUUCGCAAGGUAACGACUGGGGGAUGUAUCCGACUUUGCCAAGCGGCGGCGGUCCGACAUUGAGCGAGACUGGGCGCCGGGAGCUCACUGCAGCCGAAAUGGCCAACGGCUUUGGUUCUUCUUCGUCGUCUACUUCCUCUAGUUCAUCUUCUUCUGGUUCUGCUAGUUCAUCAACGAAGGCUUGCUCGUACCAGAAGGAGGAAGCGGGCUAUUGCCGGAACGAGCAUGGAUCCGACCGCGUGGAGGACUAUGCUGCUGAGGAGAAGUGGCAGACUACUACGGGGUCUCUGUCACCGGAUUUCGCGAAGUGCUCCUUUUCAGAGACGGUGGGGGAAUGCAAGCGGCUCUGCGACCGAACACACGGAUGCCGGGCGCUGGAUCACAGCAUCGUUUCGAGUGUCUGCUGUCUCUACAAAACGCAUAGAGUACUCGGCAACAAAUCGGUGGACAACAAGGUGUCGUGCAUGAGGAAGGCCGAUGCUGGCUGCUUGAUCGGAGAAGCUGCGAAUAGACACGCGAGUGCAGGAACCCCAGCUGUUGCACAUGCAGCAUCGUCAGGAACAAAAAUGAAGCUCAUGGGAUCUGGGCUUCUUACUGGAGUGUCUGAGGUAUGAAACUACUUUCUCAAAAAUGUAGUUUCCUAUGUGUAUGUGAUUUCAGUAAAAGGUCGGUCGGUCGGUCGGUCGGGGGCAGCGCCGGGGCAAUGACACCAGGGCGCUGACACCAGGGCCACCCCUGCCGCCGGUGGGCACCAGGGCCACCCCUGCCGGCCGGUGGCCCUGUGAAAGUUAUUCAUUCUGUGAAAGUUAUUCGGAUAUAACACAUGAUCCGAAUCUUCUGUGUAAAAAUGCGAGGAAACUCUAUUGGCAAAGCUGUAGCAUGCAUGCAAAUAUCAACCAAAGGUUCCACAUGAUAUGCAUGGCGGAAUCAGCCUCGCACAAAACGGAGCGUCUGUCGUCCCGACGACUCUCUUUCAGCAGCAGUUGCAGCAGCAUCAGCAAUCGCCGCUGACGCCUUUUUCUGGCUUUUUCCCUCAACAGAACCUCGCUGCCAUGUCUUCGAGGCAACCGUUCGUUCCCAAUAGGGCACCAAAUAUCGCGACGUUUACUGCUGGUCUUAGCGGAAAUGCGAAUGCUCAUUCGCGCACACCGGUGACUGGCGCGAUGACGCCCAACUCUUCUGGACCACUUGGCCCGUUUGCUUCAAGUUACAACACGAUGGCAGCACGAGGCCCGGGCUUUUCACCCGCGAUGCCAUAUGGCAUGCCAGUUACACCACCCGGAAUGCCCGGUCAACCGAUGAAUCCAUUUGCCGCACAGCAAGCGUAUGCACAGCAACAGGCCUCAUGGCUGCAGCCAUUGAAUACAGCGCCGUUGGUGAACGCGAUCCAUGACAUGCAGGAUCACAUCCGAAAACAGCAAGAAAUGAUGGCAGCUGUCAAAACAGCCAACACGCAAUCCCAGGCACAGCUUACGUCCCUCAUGUCCCAGCUUGUGACAGGGAGUGCUCUUUCGCCAAACAAUCCUCAUGGAGCUGCUUCAGCAGAAUUUUUGGCCUCGACGCCUCCGACAGUAUCUACUCGAGCAAGUAGUACCUCUUCUUUUUCAUCAAUUGCUGGACUGGAAGGCUCGUCGCUAGAUGGACUACAAGAGGUCCAGCUUGCUCCAACGUCAUCCCCCAUCUACUACAACUCUCAUGCCGUACCGGACGCUGCGCAGCUGUCCGCGAUGAAGCACGGCCUCGAGGAUUUCGCCGGACAACCUCGGCAACCAUUGGCUAACCUACAGCAUCAUGCCGCAGGCUCUUUGCUAGGUGGCGGACUAGCACUUGCGGAAUCGCGACGAGUCUUCUCGGACGCUGCCGAGGACGGCGCGCAGCAAACCACUAGCUCAACUAACGGUGGUGCGUCCGCAAAAGGAAGCAGUGCAGCCGCGGCCGAUGCGCACCAGGCGAAGGUGCCGCAAGACAUGCAGUUAGGCAUGGCUGAUUUGGGCGCACUGCCUUCCUUCGGCGCCACAGUGAGCGGACUACGCUCAUCCAUGACGUCCCCAGAAGCUUCAGCUGCCGCCAGCGAGGCGCUCCAGAAAGCCGCGAACGAGAUUGGUGCUUCUAGUGCUUCUUCUGAAGAAAUUCUCGCGAGUCUAGAACGAGAGAAGCACCGCUUCGAGCAUGACGUGGAACUGUCGUGGAAGCAGCACGAAGUGCAGAAGAAGCAGAUCGAAGCAGCAUCCGAGAAAGCGAAGGACACCAUCGCGCGUUUAGCUGAAAAACUCAGGAGCCAGAGCGAACAAACGGAAAUGCUGGACGCCCAACAAAGGUUGGAAGAGAAAACACUCGCUGCAUUAGGCAAGAAAAUGGGUAAAACUUAAUUCUUAUUCCUAAAUACUGACAGCCACAGCUAAAGCGAAGCGAAUCAGAGUAUUUUCACGACUUUGUCUUCGUUCACUUGCAUGUUGAGAAUAUAUAUUGGCCCGAUAAAAAACCGAACGCUUGUCCUUGCUUUUGAAUACAGAUGAUUCACCAUAACUUGUUGUUGCAGGUGGGACGCCACAUGUGGAUUUCUUGGGUAUCGAAAACAGGAGAAAGGAGAUUGAUAAGCAGUGGGAGGCACUUCAGAAGCUGCAAGAUCAAAGCUCUUCAGCAAAGAAGAACAAGGACUUCCUCUCGAAAUUCGGUGAGAACGCUGCAGUAGAUGAAGAAGAUACUGCCCCAUCGUCUAGUAUCUCCACUCUCUCCGCAGCAGGUACCUCUUUGCAGGACAACAGCGACCAUGGAAAGGAUAAUCAUUCAUCGUCCUCUAGAGCCAAUGCUUCAUCAGCAGGUAGAACACCUCAGAAAGUGAAAGGGCAGCAUGCCGAGGAGAGCGUAGAGAAAAGCAGGGGACUGAGUGUCGCGCUUGCUGAAACAAGUAGUCGCCACGCGAUUCGCGGAGACCAUGGUAGCAAGCACUACAAGUUGUCCUCAGUGACACAACAUCAAGAUCGUGGACUUUCCUCUGAACAAAACCUACCAGCUGUACCAGUAGAAAGAACAACGGAGGUGAUGGAUGAAUCUGGCAACAAACAUCACGCUGGUCAUAUGGCAACAUCAAUGAGCUGUGACCCAAGCCGCGUCGUGCCGAAGUCGAAGUGCUUGCGCCUCCACGGCAUGAAGAUCGGCAGUUACAAGGUCCACGUUUUGCAGCAGCGCGUCGUUUUGGCUGAUGCGCCGACGGGGUGCGCCUGGUACAAUCCGAACGCUGCGCCUGCUGCUGGGGGAGGGAGCACCAAUCAUCAGGACGCGCACGAACAACCAGCCUCGUCAUCCAAAGUGCCGGUCAUUGUCUACUUCAACGAGCAUCCGACAGGAGCGCAAGAGCGGCGUGCAGAUGGCGGUCCGGUAUGCCUGAAUCAGGAGGCGCUCGAUGCACCGGCCGCUAGCAGUGGUCACAGCAGCGUGUAA
Amoebophrya sp. A25 is the source of this 5516-nucleotide messenger RNA. The record is from the annotation of a GenBank genome assembly. NCBI's taxonomy places the organism in Eukaryota, Dinophyceae, Syndiniales, Amoebophryaceae.